UGCAUCCUUCUCAAUUAGCGUGGUGAAAGAAAUCCGAGAGAUUCCAAAUGGUGUUUACAAAUAGAAAUGGCGGGUGCAAAGAAAUAUCCUGAUCUGAGAUUUUUAUUCAUGCGAGGUUUAAUCAACCAUGAGAGAGAUCAAAGAUGUCAUCAUUAUUUGAAAUCUGCAGCAGAGUGCACAUCAAGGGCAGUUGUAUCUCUAGAGUUAGCUGAUGAACCUAUUAGAUCAGUAAAACAAGCCAGGAAACUUGAAGGGAUUGGAUGUGAGACUUGCUCAAGACUGACCAAGCUAGAGAAAGAGAAAGAAUUUAGUUGCCUAAGGCCUUUAGGUGGACGUUUUGUAAGCAGUGCAGGAGGUAUUCUUGUUGCUUUGUUAGAUGCUACAGAGGAGGCCAGACAUAAAGAUAAUUGCAGUCCAGGUAAAGUGAUUUUAGUUCCUGAAGAUAAAGUGAAGAGUAGAGCUAUCAGACUGACAGAAGAACAAUUUACGGACGGCACUAAUGAGUUUUGUAAAGCUUGGUGGCGUCUGGAAGUGUUAAUAAAAAGAGGAUAUAUACGACGAAGAAGUCAGAAAAAAUCACCAGUGUUACAACUGAUGCCUUUAGGAAAGGACAUUGCUUUAAGAUUGAGAGCUCAGAAUGGUUUGACUACAACUGUACCAGAUAUAAACCAGGUAUCAGACUCAUCAUGUUCUGUUCCUAGACUUCCUUCCUUGUGUAAACCAGGGGAGAUAAGUCAGACAGCGACAGGGGAGGUAAAUGCUCAGUAUCCUAAACCAGAAUUAGAGGAUUCAUUGUACACAAAUGAUGAUGGUAAAGAUGGUGUUGUUUUAUUGGUUGAUAGACGAGAAUUGGGAGGAGAGAAAAAUGGUCUAGGGGAGCUGUGUGGGUUGUUAGGUAACAGAGGAAUAUGUUAUAAAACUCAACAUCUUAAGACUGGAGAUUACAGUUGGAUGUGGCGAGUGAAUAACAAACAAAUUAUUCUACCAUGUCUGGUAGAGAGGAAAAGAGCUGAUGAUAUAGUUCGUACAUUGAUGGAAGGCCGGUUCUGGUCUCAGGUCAACAAAAUGAAGGAAUGGAAACAAGAUUUCACCAGGAAAGGAAUACAAUGUGCGGUACAUUAUAUACUGGAGAGAAAACCAGAGGAAUAUGUUGUCAAGUGUGAAGAUGGUUGUCAAGGCAUUGUCAAGUGUGGAAAUCCGACCUUGACACAGGUCAAGAUGGUGAUAGAGGAUUUAAAGAAACAUCCUGACUUACUGGUGAAGGAAACUGAUAAUCUCAACAUUACAGUGAUACUGCUGGCAUCUCUUACUGCUGAAUUAAAGGAAAGGGUUAAUAAAGGUGAUUUUGACGAGCUGUUAAAACUAGAGGACUCUAUGAAGAAAUCUCAAUCAUGUCAAACUAAAACUUCUACUGAUGAAAUUAACAAUGUUUGGAAUAAACCAUCAGCUGGUAAAGUAAAGUCAACUACCAAUUCAUUGUCAUCUGAUUUAAGAUUUGAUGAGGAAUUGAGACUGGCUAUUGAGAUGUCCAGGGCUGAAAAGAAUAAAAUUGAUGAGAUCUUGGAAAAUUUAAAUAGUUCAAAGAAGACACAGCAUGGUCAUUUAAAUGUUUCAAGGACAAAAGCGAAACAUACCAGUAGUAAAGGCUCUAAAGAGAGUAAUAAAGUAGAGAGUGAUUGUGUUGUUAUCGAUGACGAUAGUAAUGAUGUUGUUGAGGUUGGCAAUGUCAUUGUUGUUGAUGAUGACGAUGUUGAUGAUGAUGAUGAUGAUGAUGAUGAACUUGCUUUAGUUCUGGAAAGAUCCAAGUAUGACACAUGUAAUAAAACAGAAGGUGUGGCUGAUGUUGCUAAAGGUGGAGCUAUACCUAAAACCCGACCCCUGAUGCAGUACCACUGCAGUGAGGGUGGAUCCCUGAACUACCCAACUCCCAGUAGAACUGCCAGAGAAAAUCAUGCAGCCACGUACAGGCCCAAAAUAAAUCAGAGACAAUCUGUACAUAGUGUUGAUUCUCCUAAGCAGGGUGGAAAUGAUGCUAGGUCACAACCCUUGACAUCAGUGCCAUGUAAUAAAGGGUCACCAGCUAUGUUCAGAUCUUCAAACUGUACAACAGAUGUUAAUGAGAGUGUAAAAAGUUUCCAAAUUCAAAAUACUUAUCCUGGUAUUGACAAUGAAAGUAAUAAAACUAUUGAUUUGUUAAAUGAAUCUCAUACGGAAGAAAAUACCAAAUUGGUGAAAAGAAAACAAAGAAAGAAAGAUUUUGUUUUCCAGCCAGAUGAACACUGCAUAGAAGAAUCGUCUGUUAAUGAUAGUGAACUUAUACCUAAGAAAAAGCCCAGGACAUCUGACUUCAAUUUUACCCCAUCCAGAGACUGUAUAGAAAUAAAUGUAGUUCAGACGUCAGUUGACAAAGAUAAUAAAAAAAGAUGUAAACGAAAUGCUGGAGGCAAGCUUGGUAAAGGAUCUAAAAGUAGAAAAAGAGAAGAUGAAGCACUAUAUAAAGUAGUUGCAGAGUCAGACAUGGGUGACUCUUUAAAUAUGGAACAUACAGACGGCAUAGAAGGUUUAGAUGUUAGUGAAAAGGCAAGCAAGGUUGUUGAAAUUUUAGAAAAUGAUAACAACAAUGGAUAUUGUUCUGAUGAAGAUAUUUUUGCUGACACUGACAGUACAAACGAUAAUCAGACCGUAACAUCGGUGGAAGAACGUGAUAAUGAAGAGAGAAAUAAUGAAAUUUAUUCAGGAAAUGUGGAUAAUUCUGGUCAAAAUGGUGAAUUAUCAUUGUCUCGAGGUAGUGAUAGUCAGGAUAGCUUGCCGGACAUUGAUCUUGAUAUCGCUACACCUGUUAAACACACAUCGGACACAGGUAAUUCCAAAAUGAUGAAAAGUAGUCCACAGAUUUUGAUUCAAGAUGCAUAUACAUGUGGUGCCAGUUGUUCUAAUACCAACACGAACAAAAUGAAUUAUGAUGGUUAUAAAAAUAUUGACCAAAAAUUAGAUCACUCCAGGUUUAGUUCAGGGCAGGAACGAAUCGAUUCCGGAUACGACUCAGAUACUUUGAAUGUUAAUAACAGUGAGAUAGAAAAUAAAGUAGAGCUUGUGAUGUCAGUGUUACCUCAUAUAGGAAGAAAUUCCAUUAGGAAAAUGUUGAAGAGUUGUGGUAAUAAUGUGGAGUUGUGUGUUACACAAUUCUUGGAAGGAAAUGAUGAAAUGUAAGAUGACUCAAAAGUGGUUGAUAUUGACAAAUGUUGUUGUUUGAAUUUUAAAACAAGAAAAUAUCUAGUCAUUGUUGUUGUUUUCUUUAGAACAUCAAAUAAUGGUGAUUUUUAUAGCAUUUUUGUACGUUUUGUAUGAUACAUCGAUUUUUCUCUUUUUUUGUUAUAUGUUUAGUUUUGUAGGUUUAGUUUAUGCAUAGUCUAGUCAUGUAACUAAUUGAGCAUUGAGAGAGCCUUGGAUCAUUAAUGUUGAUAUGUAACUGUAACGGUUCUACAAAACUGAGUAUUGUAACACCUGGUGGAGUGGAGGGACAGGUGUAAUGGUGGGGAGGGUGAAACGGAGGUAGUACAUCUUUCAAUAAUACAGCUGGAGAUUUCACAAUUUAACUUCCUAAAUGUUGACAAUCAUGUAACCAACAAAAACAUACAGAGAUGCCAGCAAUCAAGAAAUGUAGAUAGUCACUUUAUCACUUAAUAAGUAUUGCCAACUUUAUGCCAUGUAGAAGAUAACCUUUAAAAUAGUUACUCACAUGGCAAAUCUAGUUAUAUGGCAGGAAAUAUCUAAUAGGCAUCAGGUGGUACAAUGAUUCAACAGUUUUUGAUUUGUCAUCUAAGAUUUAUUAAUUUGUUGUUAUGACAAUUUAGGGUUGUUGUUGAUUUUUGCUUUUUUUCAUACGUAAUGAGAGAUGGAAAGGAUAAAUCAGCUCAGACUGAAAGCUCAUGUUUAUUAAGACAUGAAAUGUUUGUUACUUUAAGAAAACAUUUUGGUUUACAGUGAAUGUUUUAUCUCCCUUUGUAUGCAAGACGAGAAGUUUUAGGUAUUUGACUCUGAAGUUAUUUUAGAAUGAGUGAUUUUAUCUCCUUAAUUUGUUUGUGAGUUUUUAUUAUGAAAAAAAUCCAAAACAUUUGAUUUUCUGUUAUAUUUGAUGUAUUUAGUCAUUAAAAUAAACUUUAAUUUGUCAUUUUUUUAAAGGCAUGAAUAUUUGAUGUUGUUUUAUAAGACAUAAAACGUAAGAUUUUCUUUAAUAUUUGAAUAUAUUUUAUCUUCAGAGCCAACUCUAUAUUUGUAAUUUUGUAAAAGCAUGUCUUUUUAACACCGAGUUUCUUUUAAUAAGGAGUGAUUUUUUUGUCUUGUUCAUUCAUUAGUGACUUUUAAUCAUGAAAAUAUUUGAUUUUCUGUUAUACAUGUAUUUGAUUAAAUUAAUUAGUCAGUGGUUCUACUCAUUUGUGCCUAAAAUAAUGAACAGCUGGCCACCUGACGUCUUCCACCAACAGUAAAGCUUGAAAGUAUUUGAGCCGUGUCAUGACAAAACCAACAUAAUGGGUUUGCGACCAGCAUGGAUCAAGACCAGCCUGGGCAUCCGUGCAGACUGAUCAGGAUCCAUGCUAUUCACUAUCAGUAUCUCUACUUGUAAUAGGGUUUUUGUAAGCGAACAGCAUGGAUCCUGAUCAGACUGCGCGGAUGUGCAGGCUGGUCUUGAUCCAUGCUGGUCGCAAACGCAUUAUGUUGGUUUUUGUCAUGGCGCAGCUCAUUUAUCUGUACACUCUUGUAGGUGCCCUUGUGGUUAAUUUUUUUGUAUGGUAUUUACUCAACUUUAAGACAAGUUGCUCAUAAGUUAGGCUCUAUAUUUUAUUGUAAAAUCAGAAUGUAUUUUCAUUUUCUUUCAUAUGGCAUUAGUUUGAUGUCUUUGAUAAAGCUUGAACUGUUUUGUAUCAAAUUUGAAACAUCUAUACUCUAUUAUUUUUUUCUGUCUGAGAGAUGAAAUUUUAUAAAAUGUAUAGCAAAUAUUAAAUGAUUGAAACAUGACAUUUUACUAACAUGAUUACUAGUAUUUGGUAAUAUCUUGAUAUCCCCAAAAUUGAUAAUAAUGGUCAGCUAAAUAACUACACCCUCUUGUGAUGGAGGGGCUGAAGUAUCAGAAUUGCAGCCACCUUUUAUCCCUGCCGUUAGCUAAAAUCAUCUUUCCUGAUUUGUCGCCAUAUGAUCUUAAAUAAGUUUUUUAGCUCACCUUAGCUUGCUCAGGGUGAGCUUUUAGGAUCGGUGAAUGUCCGUCGUCCGUCCACAAUUGCUUGUGAACAAUCUAGCGGUCGCAUUUUUGCCUCAAUCAUCAUCAAACUUGGUCAGGGUGCUUAUCUAGUUGAAGCUCGGAUGAGUUCGAACAUGGGUCAUCUCGGAUGAAAAAGUAGGUCACUGGAGCUAAAAAUAGAAAAACCUUGUUAACACUCUAGAGGUCACAUUUUUGACCCAAUCAUCAUCAAACUUGGUCAGGAUGUUUGUCUAGGUGAUAGCUGGGAUGAGUUCGAACAUGGGUCAUCUCGGAUGAAAAAGUAGGUCACAGGAGCUAUAUAUAGAAAAACCUUGUGAACACUCUAGUGGUCACAUUUUUGAACCAAUCAUCAUCAAACUUGGUCAGGGUGCUUAUCUAGUUGACAGCUUGGAUGAGUUUGAACAUGGGUCAUCUCGUAUGAAAAAGUAGGUCACCGGAGCUAAAAAUAGAAAAACCUUGUUAACACUCUAGCGGUCACAUUUUUGCAUCAAUCAUCAUCAAACUUGGUCAAGAUGCUUAUCUAAGUGAUAGCUCGGAUGAGUUCGAACAUGGGUCAUCUCGGAUGAAAAAGUAGGUCACUGGAGCUAAAAAUAGAACAACCUUGUUAACACUCUAGAGGUCACAUUUUUGCAUCAAUCAUCAUCAAACUUGGUCAAGAUGCUUGUCUAGGUGAUAGCUUGGAUGAGUUCGAACAUGGGUCAUCUCGGAUGGAAAACUAGGUCACAGGAGCUAAAAAUAGAAAAACCUUGUUAACACUCUAGUGGUCACAAUUUUGACUCAAUUGCCAUCAAACUUGGUCAGGAAACUUGUCUAGGUCAUUGCUGGGAAUUAAUCGAACAUGGGACAUCUCGGAUGAAAAACUAGGUCACAGGAGCUAAAAAUAGAAAAAUCUUGUUAACACUCUAGUGGCUACUGUUGUGAUCCAAAUAUUCUGUUAAUUGGUCUGAAAGUUUGUUUUGAUAAUUUCUAAGUCAAGAUCGAACAUGGGUCAUCUUGGAUGAAAAACUAGGUCACACCGCCCAAAUAUGGAAAAACCUUGUUAACAUUCUAGUGGUCACAUUUUCGACUCAAUUAUCAUCAAACUUGGUCAGGAUGCUUGUCUAGGUAAUUGCUUGGAUGAGUUCGAAAUCGCAUGUGAAACUAGGUCACCGGAGCUAAAAAUAGAAAAAUCUUGUUAACACUCUAGUUGCUACUGUAUUGAUUCAAGUAUCCUGGAAAUUGGUCUGAAAGUUUGUUUUGAUGAUUUCUAGGUCAAGUUUGAAUAUGUGUCACCUGGGUAAAAAACUAGGUCGCACUGCUCAAAUAUGGAUAAUCCUUGUUAACACUGUCACAUUUUUGACUCACCUGUCAUGAGACUUGGUCAGAAUGCUUGUCUAGGUAAUUGUUUGGAUGAGUUUGAUAAGUCAGGUGAGCGAUCUAGUUUGUUUUUCAACCAAACAAACAUAAAUCCAACCAAACAAAGAAACAAAACCUAAAAGCUUGACAAAUCCUUGGAAGAAAUUCAGCAGGGUAAAUGUUAGUGUUUAUUUUUCUUGGUUAGUUAACAUGGUUAAUAUAGAAUUAUUGAAAUCUAUAUUCAUUCCAACUUUCACAGCAACAUGAAAAAUUUAUGAUUAUAAAAAAACGUAAGUUAAUUGUGUCACAAUAUGAAAACAUACUUCUCUCAUUGAAGUUAAGUUCACAAAUUUUAUGAAUGCUUUUCAUAUGUUUAUACCUUUGUGUCUUGAAAGCAUGUUUCCAUUCACAAUAAAUAACUGUAUUACUGUCAUUACUAGCUAUAUUUGUUAAUUGAUAAUAAACAUAAGAUAAACCCAA
Molecule: messenger RNA, 7072 nt
Organism: Ruditapes philippinarum (Manila clam)
Lineage: Eukaryota; Metazoa; Mollusca; Bivalvia; Venerida; Veneridae
Product: dentin sialophosphoprotein-like
Exons: 11
Coding region: 67-3210 (1047 amino acids)
Molecular function (GO): ubiquitin binding; DNA binding; nuclease activity
Source: RefSeq, a predicted model, not a curated record